Messenger RNA from Myotis davidii, 485 nucleotides. RefSeq names its product cytochrome c oxidase subunit 6C. The transcript has 4 exons. Bases 120 to 347 code for a protein of 75 amino acids. The record is from RefSeq and is a predicted model, not a curated record. Gene Ontology annotation, biological process: mitochondrial electron transport, cytochrome c to oxygen. Lineage: Eukaryota; Metazoa; Chordata; Mammalia; Chiroptera; Vespertilionidae.
UUUUGGCCUCUCUCGGCCACCGUCUGCCCCUUCCUCUUUGAGCGCAUGCGCGCUGCCGGGCGUCACCCAGUUCUCCCUCUGGAAGGACGGACGUUGGUGUGGGGGAGACUAUAACUGCCAUGUCUGCCGGUACUUUGCCAAAACCUCAGAUGCGCGGCCUUCUGGCCAAGCGUCUGAGAUUUCAUAUUGUUGGAGCCGUAAUUGUGUCCCUGGGGGUUGCAGCUUCCUAUAAGUUCGGUGUAGCUGAACCAAGAAAGAAGGCAUAUGCAGAUUUCUACAGAAAUUAUGAUUCCAUGAAAGAUUUUGAGGAGAUGAGGAAGGCUGGUAUCUUUCAGAGUACAAAGUGAUCUUGGAAUGUAAAGAAUUUCUUUGGGUUGAAUUCCACGGAAGUUUGUCACCGACCUGUGUUCCUGAACUAUGAAACAUGAAUAUUUGAGCUAAGGAAUAGUUUAUCUUGAUAAAUAAACAAUGAAAUACUGUGGACA